Salmo salar (Atlantic salmon) is the source of this 670-nucleotide messenger RNA. The record is from RefSeq and is a predicted model, not a curated record. Lineage: Eukaryota; Metazoa; Chordata; Actinopteri; Salmoniformes; Salmonidae.
AUGGAGAAGGAGGUCAGUGUGAUGAGUGACUAUCAGGCAGCGUCCAGCUCUCCUGACUGCCCUCAGUGCCCCCAACACAUCCUGACAGGGGCAGAGGCAGCCGUGUCCUACUCCCAGUUCUGUGAAACAUUUGGCUUCCACAUGGGGCCCUCGGGGGCCAGGGCCCUGCUGCUGUUCUAUGAGCUAUGGGGCCCCAGUGGGACCUUAGUGCAGAGGGGCCAGGCUAGCAACUGUCUUGAGUGUUCCCAGACCCUGAUCUCCUUCUUGCUGCGCUAUCCCUGGGUGCGCCUGGACCUGCUCUUCUCCCAGCUCUACCACACAGCCCCCAGCCAGACCCACAGUUUGGACAAUCAAACAGGCCUCCGCAGCCUGGCUGUCCUCACCCUCAGCCCCAACUCGGGAGCUGCUUGGGGGCAUCUGCUAAGGUGUUUUGUUAGAGAUGUCCCACCGUCGGCCCUACAGCUCCCCCUGCUGCCUGAGAGGGUAGAAGCGGACAGGGUUAAUGCAAUUCACAUCUCAGCUACUACAGGCAUAGGCCCUGCCUUUUGGACCUCCCACUGAGGACAUACACAGAGCCUGUGGAGAGAACCCACACUCCCCAGGCUCUCAACCUGCUCCCUCCCCCACACCUGAACACAUCCAUGCGCAUCUCCACACCCCACCCUAGGGU